UUAAAGUAAACUUUUGUUCUGUUUGUCGUUUUUCUCACUGAACGUGAAAGUACUCUUCUUCGGACAAGGAGCUAACAGAGGCGAAAGAAAUUAGCUAUGGCGGCCUCUGUUGUGCUCUCAACCUCUUCGUGUUCAACCUAUGCCUAUCAUCCAUCCCUUUCCGCUUCCUCUAAUUUGAAUUCAAUUUCCAAAACUAAACGAAGUUGCCAAUGCUUCCUCAAUUUGCGACGUUCCAAUUCAAAACCCCUUAUUUGGUCUCGCAAGUUCGUUGCCCAUACUUCAAUUAGAGAAACUGAAAGUGACAGUGAGAAUGAUUCGAGGAUGGUGGGCGAGGACUCUGCGUCGUUUGAUUUGGGGCAACAGAGAAUAUCUUCGUGGCUCUAUUUCACCGCAAUUUUAGGAGUGGUUCUUUAUGUUCUCAAUGUGGCGUGGAUUGAUAAUUCAACCGGCUUUGGCAAAGCUUUCGUUGACGCUGUUUCAACCCUUUCCGAUUCUCACGAGGUGGUAAUGUUGGUCUUGAUUUUCAUAUUUGCCUUUGUCCACAGUGGCUUGGCUAGCCUCCGGGACAGUGGCGAGAAAGUCAUUGGAGUAAGAGCCUUCCGUGUACUUUUUGCAGGGGUAUCACUACCUUUGGCUGUUAGUACUGUAGUGUAUUUUAUUAACCACAGAUAUGAUGGACUUCAACUCUGGCAGCUCCAGAGCACUCCUGGCAUUCAUCAACUUGUUUGGCUUUCUAAUUUUAUCUCUUUCUUUUUCCUAUAUCCUUCAACUUUCAAUCUUUUAGAGAUUGCAGCUGUUGACAAGCCUAAAUUACAUCUAUGGGAAACUGGCAUCAUAAGAAUAACCAGGCAUCCACAGAUGGUUGGUCAGGUUAUAUGGUGUCUUGCCCAUACGGUUUGGAUUGGAAAUUCUGUGGCUGUUGCAGCUUCAAUUGGCUUAAUUGCACAUCAUCUAUUUGGUGUCUGGAAUGGAGACAGGAGAUUGGCUAUAAGAUAUGGAAAUGAUUUUGAAUUAGUCAAGAAUCGAACAAGUGUUGUCCCUUUUGCAGCAAUCCUUGAUGGCCGACAAAAGUUGCCGAUAGAUUUCUACAAGGAGUUUAUUCGAGUGCCAUACUUGACAAUUACUGCACUAACAUUAGGAGCUUACUUUGCACACCCUCUUAUGCAGGCUGCUAGUUUCAAUCUUCAUUGGUAGUAAAUAGUAAAGUAGAACCCAUCCUGUCGUUUCCAAUAAAACGACGUGCUAUAGUAUGCACGAUCAAUAGACCAAGAUGAAGAGAUCAAAGAAAAGAAAAUAGAAAAAAGGGAAAAAAAAUAUUUUGAAAUAUUGAUCAUGAUUAUCACAUUCAUCCAUUCUACGGGGCAAAUGUACAUGUCGUUGGCAGUGCUUACUAACAGUUCAAGUUCUUAAAGCGCAAUCAAUCAUGUUGGAAAAUAUCUACAAUAAAUAAAAGUAUGAUGGGCAACUGAGUAUUAUUAAUAAUUAAUAAAAAAAAUUCGCAGAGUAACAUUCAUGUUGUUAGUUGUUUCUCUAACGUAUUAAAGAGAUCAAUUAUUUAGAGAAAGUAAUUUCGUAGAGCUAUUUU
Messenger RNA from Abrus precatorius (Indian licorice), 1585 nucleotides. Its product is annotated as 15-cis-zeta-carotene isomerase, chloroplastic. Gene Ontology annotation, biological process: carotene biosynthetic process. The transcript has 5 exons. Gene Ontology annotation, cellular component: chloroplast. The coding region runs from base 97 to 1194 and encodes 365 amino acids. Gene Ontology annotation, molecular function: 9,15,9'-tri-cis-zeta-carotene isomerase activity. Lineage: Eukaryota; Viridiplantae; Streptophyta; Magnoliopsida; Fabales; Fabaceae. The record is from RefSeq and is a predicted model, not a curated record.